Molecule: messenger RNA, 693 nt
Organism: Phanerochaete carnosa HHB-10118-sp
Lineage: Eukaryota; Fungi; Basidiomycota; Agaricomycetes; Polyporales; Phanerochaetaceae
Exons: 1
Coding region: 43-360 (105 amino acids)
Source: RefSeq, a predicted model, not a curated record
ACCAACAGCUUCACACGCGAUUUCUCCGAUGUACUGCGAAAGAUGACCGAAGCAACACAGCGGGCGGAACAACAUGGUUGGCAGAACCGCGGCCAGGGCGGUGCGGUCGUUCCUUGGCUGGAGGACCUGUUCUCCACUUCACUCGAGGAGACAAGCCACCCGCAGCAUGAUACUGAGAGCUCUACCACAGUUGACGACCUCUUCCGCCAUGCGCCAGACGCUUUCGGAUCUCUUAUCGAUGCAUUCGAGCGCAUCGCAGAGGCGCAUCAGUUCCGCAGCCCCUUACUCGACAAGCUAUGUCUGACGCGUCGUCAGUAUGCGGCAUCGAUCCCCGAACAGAUAGUCGCUCAGGGACAAUAGUGGGGUCUGUGAUGGAAAUAAUUUGUUUAUGGGCAGGAUUUCCAAUUGAUUGUCGCGUUUCGAGCACAUUGCAAUGAAAGAACAAGCUGAAUCUGUUCAUUGUCUACCUCGUUCUGCCAGAUGUCUUAAGUUUCUGGACGAUUGCAGCCCGCGCGCGUGCAAGGCCUGAUUUCGCAUGUUCAGGAGGCUUUCCGCGGGGCUUGGCUGCUGAGUUUAGCUGCGACACGUCAUCUCUCGACCGCUCGUGUUCAAGAAAAAGCGAUUCGGGAGCUGAUGAUAUCUUUCUCUGCGAAUGUUUUUCCGAAGCCCAUCUCUCUAAAAGUCCCGUUAGCA